Lynx canadensis (Canada lynx) is the source of this 4573-nucleotide messenger RNA. RefSeq names its product Rho GTPase activating protein 27 (gene ARHGAP27). Lineage: Eukaryota; Metazoa; Chordata; Mammalia; Carnivora; Felidae. The transcript has 17 exons. The record is from RefSeq and is a predicted model, not a curated record. Gene Ontology annotation, molecular function: protein binding. Gene Ontology annotation, cellular component: cytoplasm. Bases 271 to 3018 code for a protein of 915 amino acids. Gene Ontology annotation, biological process: regulation of GTPase activity; signal transduction.
AGACCCGGGUCCCCUCCCCACCCAGCCCGAGCCCCUGCGCUCCGGUGGGGAUCUCUGCCGUGGGAACUCCAGGCCCCGCCGAGCUGCGCCCGGAAAGGGCCCAGGGAGGGCGGAGCUCCUGAUCCCGGAGGUCUCUCCUGCUUAGCCCUUGGAAGCCCCGCCCUUCGAAAGAGAUGGCAGGGGCCUGAUCUGCAUCCAUCCGCGGACUCCGCCGGUCCUGCCCAUGGGCCCGGAGAGACCUGCCCUGCCAACGGAAACGCCAGGGCCGCGAUGGCGGCGGACGUCGAGGGGGACGUGUACGUGCUGGUGGAGCAUCCCUUCGAGUACACGGGCAAGGACGGGCGCCGCGUGGCCAUCCAGCCCAACGAGCGCUACAGGCUGCUGCGCCGAAGCACGGAGCACUGGUGGCACGUGCGGCGCGAGCCCGGCGGUCGCCCCUUCUACCUGCCCGCGCAGUACGUGCGCGAGCUGCCGGCGCUCGGGGACCCGGCCACCACCUCCACGCCACCCGCGCUCCGCCCGGGGCCCGUGGCCCCGGAACCGCUCGCCUACGACUACCGCUUCGUGAGCGCGCCGGUGUCCGCGGGCCCCGACGGCACGCCCGCCGAGCCCCGGGGCCGCGUGGGCUCCCUGUGCGGCCCCGCGCGGCGCGGCGCCGCCACCCAGCGCAGCAGCCUGGCGCCGGGCCUGCCCACCUGCUUGUACACGCGGCCCGCGGCGCCCGUGCGGCCAGCCCAGUCCCUGGACGACCUGGCGCGCGCCGCCGUCGCGCCCCCUGCCGGCCUCCUCGGGAGCGCGGGCAGCUUCAAGGCCUGCAGCGUGGCGGGCUCCUGGGUGUGCCCGCGACCCCUGGCGCGCAGCGACUCCGAGAACGUCUACGAGGUCGUCCAGGACGUGCGCGGCCCGCCACGGGAGGAGCGCCCGCAGCAGGUGGACGACCCCUCUGAGCCCGUGUACGCGAACGUAGAGCGGCAGCCUCCGGCCACUUCGCCCGGCGCCACCGCGGCCCCCCGCCCCCAGGCGUGGGAGACGCACACGGACGCGGGCACCGGGCGCCCCUACUACUACAACCCGGACACGGGCGUGACCACCUGGGAGUCGCCCUUCGAGGCUGCUGAGGGCGCCUCCAGCCCGGCCACCUCCCCGACCUCGGUGGGCAGCCGCGAGAGCCUCGAGACAGACUGGGGCCAGUACUGGGAUGAGGAGAGCCGCAGGGUGUUCUUCUACAACCCGCUGACGGGCGAGGCCGUCUGGGAGGACGAGCCCGACGACGAGCCCGAGGACGACCUGGAGAUGCAGCCGGGACUGAGCCCGCUCAGCCCCAGGGACCAGAGGCCCCCUACCCCUGAGACGGACUACCCCGAGUCGCUGACCAGUUACCCCGAGGAGGACUAUUCCCCCGUGGGCUCUUUCAGUGAGCCACGGUCCGCCUCUCCCUUGGCCACGCCCCCCGGCUGGUCUUGCCACGUGAGCCCCGAGGGGCAGACGCUCUACACCAACCACUUCACCCAGGAGCAGUGGAUGAGGCUGGAGGACGAACGCGGGAAGCCCUACUUCUACAACCCAGAUGACGACUCGGUUCAGUGGGAGCUGCCCCAGGUUCCUGUCCCUGCCCCUCGAAGCAUCUGCAAAUCCAGCCAGAACAGUGAGACCCCAGCCCAGGCCAGCCCCCCUGAGGAGAAGAUCAAGACCCUGGACAAGGCCGGUGUGCUGCAUCGCACCAAGACGGUGGACAAAGGAAAGCGGCUCCGGAAGAAGCACUGGAGUGCCUCCUGGACGGUGCUGGAGGGUGGCAUCCUGACUUUCUUCAAGGACUCCAAGGCCUCAGCUGCAGGCGGCCUGAGGCAGCCUCCCAAGCUCUCCACGCCUGAGUACACAGUGGAUCUGAGGGGGGCCUCUCUCUCCUGGGCCCCCAAAGACAAAUCUAGCAGGAAGAAUGUGCUGGAGCUACGGAGCCGAGAUGGCUCAGAGUACCUGAUCCAGCACGACUCAGAGGCCAUUAUCAGCACCUGGCACAAGGCCAUCGGCGAGGGCAUCCAGGAGCUGUCCGCAGACCUGCCCCCGGAGGAGGAAAGCGAGAGCAGCAACGCGGACUUCGGGUCCAGGGAGCGCCUGGGAAGCUGGCUGGAGGGUGAGGCGCGGCCCACUGCAGGCGCAGCCACCGCGGAGAGCGACCUGAGCAAGGUCCGGCACAAGCUCCGCAAGUUCCUGCUGAGGCGGCCCACGCUGCAGUCGCUGCGGGAGAAGGGCUACAUCAAAGACCAGGUGUUCGGCUGCGCGCUGGCCGCGCUGUGUGAACGCGAGAGGAGCUCGGUGCCGCGCUUCGUACAGCAGUGCAUCCGCACCGUCGAGGCCCGGGGUACGCGCGGCGCCCGGAGGCCUCCCUCCGGGGCCGCUUGGCGGAGAGCCCUGGGCGGGCGCAGGGCGGCGGAGGGAGAACGGGAGCCCCUGGGUAGGAGCCAUAGCGGGAGCUUUAGACCCAUCCCACCAAACCCGAGGUCAGCGCCUCCGUCUGCCCCAGGGCUGGACAUCGACGGCCUGUACCGCAUCAGUGGAAACCUGGCCACCAUCCAGAAGCUGCGCUAUAAGGUGGACCACGAUGAGCGCCUGGACCUGGAGGACGGGCGCUGGGAGGACGUCCACGUGAUCACCGGCGCCCUGAAGCUCUUCUUUCGAGAGCUGCCGGAGCCCCUCUUUCCCUUCUCGCACUUCCGCCAAUUCAUCGAGGCCAUCAAGCUGCCGGACCAGGCCCAGCGCGGCCGCCGUGUGCGGGACCUGGUGCGCUCGCUGCCCGCCCCCAACCACGACACGCUGCGGCUGCUCUUCCAGCACCUGUGCCGGGUGAUCGAGCACGGCGAUCAGAACCGCAUGUCCGUGCAGAGCGUGGCCAUAGUGUUCGGGCCCACGCUGCUGCGGCCCGAGGCUGAGGAAACCAGCAUGCCCAUGACCAUGGUGUUCCAGAGUCAGGUGGUGGAGCUCAUCCUGCAGCGGUGUUCAGACAUCUUCCGGCCGCACUGACAGCCGACCCCACCCUCACCCCCGACGCUGGCGCUGCGGACCUGGGACUGGGGACCGCGACAGGGGUCCCACCAUAGAAGCUGGACGGUUGGAGGCAGCUUGGCCAAACUCUUAUCUGUGAGACCCGCCGCUUCCCAUCGGUCCGCAGGCGGAUGUGAAAUCUGCGCCGCUGGGUGCAGUAUGGUGACCCCUGGUGGGCAGUUUGCAAAAUGUGAUUCCCCCCGCACCCCACCCCCCCUCACCCACCGCCCUGGCCUGUCUUGUUUGGGGCUUCGUUGGGUUUGGUUCUUUAUUACAUAGACACCUACUGUGUGUGUGUGUGUGUGUGUGUGUGUGAGAGAGAGAGAGAGAGAGAGAGAGAAUUGUGGGGGGUGAGUUUGAUUUCCCAGAUGGGCCAUGCCCCAGGGGAGGACUUGGGGUGAGGGGCUUCUCAGCUUUUUCAGGCCUGCACCUGGUCAGGCCUUCAAGGACGCCCUCCCUGUGGGGCCCCGGCCCUGUGUGGGUCAUGAAGCAGCAACAUACACCUUCCUUCCUUCCCCGCUGCCCUGCCUUGCCUCAGGCGCAGCUCCUGCCUGACUCUCAGUGGCUGACUGUGGGCCAUUUUCAUCUGCUUCCCUGAUCCAGGCCUCUGCCCUCCCUGAUCCACUCGUGUUCUGAGCAAGGGUUCUCCAUAUUCGCUAAGCGCAUACCCUGAGCUGGCCACCUGCCAUGCACCGUUUCCACACACAGUCCCGUUGUACAAAUGAAGAAACCGAGGCAGAGGCAAAGUGACUUGUUCAGGGUCCCGUGGGGGUGAUGGGUCGGACUGCCCAGCUCAGGCUCCUCUCGCAGCACAGCACAGCCUCCCAGGAGGCCCUUUCCUCCAAGCUAUCCCUCUCCUCCAAACCCCAUCUUGGGCUUACGGGGAAAGCCAAAGAAAUGAAGGUAGGCUCUGUCUGGGCCUUGGGAGACCCUCAGGGCAGAGGGGAAACCCGCCCCAGCUGGGGGAGGGGGAAUUAGCACUGGCAACGGAUCCCCAGCCCCUCUCAGCGCCCUGGCCGCCCGGCACGCCUGCCUGGCGCCCACCUGGUCAUAAAGAGCUGGGAGAGGCCUGCAGGGUUGGGGGAAGGGGUGGGUACAGCCUCUGGAAAGGGAGCGUGAGCCCCAGGGGCAGCAAUGCCCUCUCCCUCCUCAUACACAAACCACCUCAGUUUGUGGGUCUCGCCCCACCCUCCACCCCCCUCCCCAGCUACGGUUCAUUUCUUCGACAAACAAUAGGAACUGAUAUUUAUUGACAUUUGCGCCACGCCAAGCAUUUCACCCGGAUCGUCUCAGUUUCUCACAGCCAAUAUUUAUUGUCUGCUCCUCCGCGCCGGGCACUGUGCGCUGGGGCGGGGGUGCCACCCACGCCACCGCUCUGGUGGAGCACCUGGCCCGGUGGCCGACCCAAGCCCACCUCACAUGCCAGCAGGGCCGGGACAAGAGUACAAACGGAGGCCUCACCCCAUGCAUCGAAAUAUUGUAAAGUUACAAAUCAAGAUAUAACUGUUAAAUAAAAAUAUGUUCUAUUCUCCUA